AUGGAAUAGGUUGGAAGAUAUAAAUAAAAAUCUAUUAUAUAGUUAUUGAUAGAUGAUAUAGAUUAUGCAAUAAAAAGAUGCAUUUUUAUUCCUUCUUUUUGGUUGAACAUGAAUUCUUUAUUGCUUCCUCUAGGUUUAGUUAACCAAAGCACAUUUUUUGAUUUGAUAAUUUGAACAGGUACAUAUUAAUAAAGAAAAGCAUUCUCUCAAUAUAAUAAAAUAAAAAGCAAUAUAUUUAUUUGAAAUAAGGCAUCUUGUCUAAUCAUUGGUAAAAGUAAAACUGUAAUUUAAAUAUUUCUCUCCUUAUUUAAUUUUAUUAGGAAGGAUAAUUAAAAACCUUUUAUCUUAAUCUAAAAUAUUCAGAAAUUCUUGUUGUUUAAAAUAGCAGAGUUUAUACAGAGACAAGAAAUUAGACAAGCUAUUUCGCAGUAUACUUAGAAUUAAUAAUAAACUACAAUUAAAAAUGUUUAGUUAUUAUCCUUUUGACGAAAUAGGUUAAGGAUUGAAUUUAGGCCAAUAAAAAUAUCAAAAAAAAAUAAAAAGGAAUUCUAAUAAUAUUGGUAAGAAUUAUAUAAAUAAAAGUAUCCUAUAAAGUGUGAUCUAAGUAGCUUUACUUGAGUUUUAUUUAAUUAAUUAAAAUUUCUAUUCAAUCAUUUAAGCUGAAUUAUUUUUUUGAAUUUAAAAUUAGUCUAUUUGUUAUCGGAAUAGUUUGAAUUGUAAAGUGAAUUUUCCUUUUGAAUACAUAAAACAUAUCAUAGAUUUAAAAUUGAUGGGUUGUAGAAAAUGCAAAGAGUAAACCUAUGAUUCUGGUAGUCCCUUUUAUGAUAUUACGUUAUAUUAUUUUUUUUAGUUUGAGAGAUAUAUUAUUAAGUCCAUUUUAUAUAGAUAUUUGAGGAGUAUACAUUUGUCCGAAAUCAUUGAUGCUAUUAGGAACUUAUAAAAAUUUUAAGAUAAGUUCAUAAAGAUUUAAUGA
Molecule: messenger RNA, 973 nt
Organism: Paramecium sonneborni
Lineage: Eukaryota; Ciliophora; Oligohymenophorea; Peniculida; Parameciidae
Source: the annotation of a GenBank genome assembly